AUGUCAGGAGCAGAUAAAGCUGCUGCGAAGGGUUCUCUUGCUCUCCACAGACUCUCAUCAUCGACUUCCUUCUAUAGUUGCGUCAGCUUUGAUGACACAGGAGAGGAGCAUCCACAAAUUACAGCAAGUGUGGAAAUUUUACCAGCAUCACCUCAUGUUUCCAUAAAUGUAAAUUUGGAUGGUGAGAACGAAAAUUCUAUCAAUGAUGCAAAACUCCAAGAAGCAAACAUUGCCAGGAUGGUAAAGGAGAAGGACUUGGAUUCUAUACAGAAGUUUGGAGGCAUCAAAGGAAUUUCAGAAGCUCUGGAUACUGAUUUAGAGACUGGAAUCCGUCACUCUAGACACAGAGCUAGCACACUUUCCACAACACAGACUCCUGAACGAGGCUUCUUCAAAUUUCUCUUAAAGUAUUGCAGUAAUUGCAUCAUUUUCCUUCUAUUCGUCUCUGCAGUGCUGUCACUUGGGUUUGGGAUCGAGGAGGAUGGUCUCAGGACUGGUUGGUAUGAAGGAGUCAUCAUAAUUAUUGCCAUCGUCAUACUUGUGGCUGCUCCUUCGCUACGUGACUUCUGGCUUGAACAUUCAUGGAAGAUGUCAGGAAAGCAGAAGCCAUUGGAAGUUGAUGUCCUCAUAGGGGGGCACCCACAGAAAGUACACAUGGGCGAUGUUUUGGUGGGUGACAUAGUAUGCCUGAAGAAGGAAACUCUAAUCCCUGCUGAUGGUUUGUUCAUAUCUGGUGAUCAGCUUCUAAAACUAAAUGAUGGUCUAGAGUCCACCAUUGAUGAUAGGAACCCAUUUCUGUUCUAUGGCGCAAAGGUGGUUGAUGGAAGUGGGCGCAUGCUAGUUACAUCUGUGGGAAUGGACACCACAUGGAGUCAGCUGAUGGGCCGGGUCAUCCAUCCCCGCCACAAGACCUCAUUACCAGCUGAGCUUGACAGGGUGAGCAUUCGCACACAAAUUACUGGGCUUUCAAUCUCAAUCCUCAUCCUUGUAGUGUUGUUCCUCCGGUUUAAGUUUAAAAAGCAAUUAGAUGUUGGCUCGAACCUCCCAGAGCUGAAGGGGGGACCAAUUGGAAGCAAGGAGAUAAUAGAUGCGACUAUGAGAUUUGUCAUGAAACUAAAUGGGAAGACCAGAACCUUAACAACUUCACUUACUAUAUUGCUGGUUGGAGUGACGGAAGGAAUGCCUUUUGUGGUCGCACUCACCAUCGAUUAUUGGAACAAGAAAAUGCUGUCUGACAAGGCUGUUGCUCAAGAACCUUUGGCUUGUCUCACCGUGGCUUCAGUCACCACUAUCUGCAUUGACAAAACUGGCUGGCCAACACUAGACCCGUCGGCAGAUGAGGUGUGCAGGACAGAGACAAGAAGUGCAAUUGAAGGGUGGAAAAAGAAUGGAGUUAACAUCAUACUGGUUUCAGAAGAUGAUGUGUCAGUGUUGGAAGACAUAGCUCUCAGAUUUGGACUGCUUGCCAAUUCAAAGAGAUCAUCUGCGCUUGAAGGUGAACAGUUUCAGAAUUACAGCAAUGAAGAGAGGAUGAAUGAAGUAGAUAAAAUCAUGGUGAUGGGAAGCUCCUCCCCUUCUCACAGGCUCCUUCUGGUGCAGUGUUUGAAGAAAAAAGGCCACAAAGUAGCAAUGGUUGGUGUCAAAACAAAUGAGAUUCCAGCACUAAAGGAAGCUGAUGUGUGCAUUGUGAUGGGAAUUUGUAGCAGUGAAAUGGACACACAGAAUUCUGACAUCAUCAUCAGGGAUGGAAAUAUCAGUUUCUUGGUCACUAUUGUCAUCUGUGGAAGAUGUACUUAUGACAACAUUCGGAAGUAUAUCCAACUUGUGCUCACCAUGAAUAUUGCAGGGUGGUUGAUAACCUUGAUCACAACCAUUUGUUUUGGAUAUUCUCCAAUUACGGCAAUCCAAUUGCUCUGGGCAAACUUCUUUGUGACCCUUCUAGGUGGCUUUGCAUUACUUACAGAGCCAACAACAGAGAAACUAAUGGAAAAGCCUCCAAUGAUCAGACAAAGUGAACCACUGAUCACCAAGGCUAUGUGGAGAAACCUAGUCAGUCAAGCUCUAUAUCAGGUUGCCAUCUUGGUGACCAUCCAAUUCAAAGGGAAAGCUAUCCUGGGCAUAAGCGAGGAUGUUUGUAAAACCAUCAUCUUCAAUACUUUUUUUCUCUGCCAAGUAUUCAACCAAGUCAAUGCAAGAGAGCUGGAGAGGAAGAAUGUAUUUAGGGACAUUCAUUCUAACCCUUGGUUUUUGGUGGCUGUGGUUCUCAUUGUGGGGCUGCAGGUGGCUUUUAUUGAGAUUGCACAUUUCUUUGUUGGCAAUGCAAGAUUGAAUUGGGUGCAGUGGUUCGUCUGUCUUGUAAUUGGGAUGGUUUCAUGGGCUAUCGAUUGGGCUACAAAGUACACAUCAGGCUGCAUCAUGGAUUGCUUUGAUGGGUCACAUAUGAGAACCUUUGGUACGACACCCUCUGAUCCCUCAGAAUCUGCAACUCUCGAGCUGCCACUCAUGAAUGGAAACUUGACACCAGUCUCAUCUUAGUUUAUACUGAUUUCCACUUUUAGCAUACAAAGAGGCAUGUAGAAACAUAAUUACCAGGUGUAGUUCUAUAUGGGGAGUCAGGGCACGAUUGAUUUAGGAAACACCACGAUUUUAUGUGUUUGCCAAAUUUAGAUGACUUUUCCAGCAUUAGAUUUUCUUUGAUUGUUCUAAUUUUUCUUCUUUGAUGGGAGAUUUUCUUACCUUUUAUUUACUUUUUUUGGAUGUUGUUAUAAGUUGUGAACCAUUGUAACGAAUAAUUCAGUUUUUUAUUUACAUAGAUUCUCAUCAUAGCUUCUUCUUUUUUUCCCUCAAAUUCGCUUGCUUUAAUGUUCUGUUUGCUUUUGUGUUCCUUUUCUCAUGCCAGGAACAGUGUGUGCAAAUUUCUAAUUGAACUCCCUCUCUAAGCACCAUAUAUAAAGAUUUGUAAAUCUGGCAAGUAAAAUAGACCAAGUUCUGAUAUAAAGAACAGCAAAAUAAAUUAGAGAGAGAAAAACAGCCAUAUUCAUAACCCUGCAUGCAGUUCUGAAGGAUUUCAACAAACAGCCAUAUUCAUUCUCUUUGAAUUACUAAAGAGAGA
This is a messenger RNA of Corylus avellana, 3112 nucleotides long. Its product is annotated as putative calcium-transporting ATPase 13, plasma membrane-type. The record is from RefSeq and is a predicted model, not a curated record. Gene Ontology annotation, cellular component: intracellular membrane-bounded organelle; plasma membrane. Lineage: Eukaryota; Viridiplantae; Streptophyta; Magnoliopsida; Fagales; Betulaceae. Gene Ontology annotation, molecular function: P-type calcium transporter activity.